AUGUCGCUUAAGUUGCAGAAAAGAUUAGCAGCUUCCGUUUUAAAAUGCGGAAAGAAUAAAAUAUGGAUGGACCCAAAUGAAAUCAAUGAAAUAUCGCUAGCUAAUUCAAGGUUUAGCAUAAGGAAAUUGUACAAAGAAGGUUUGAUUCUAAAAAAACCACCUAAGGUAUACAGUAGAGCAAGAGUUCGAUUGUAUAAGUUGGCUAAAAGAAAGGGAAGACAUAUGGGUAUAGGUAAAAGAAGAGGUACAAAAAAUGCCAGAACCAACACAAAAACAUUAUGGAUUAAACGUCAACGUGUAUUAAGAAGAUUAUUAAAAAGAUUUAGAGAUGCCAAAAAAAUAGAUAGACAUUUAUAUCACUCAUUUUAUUUAAGAUGCAAAGGUAACCAAUUUAAAAACAAAAGAACUUUAAUUGAAGCUAUACAAAGAGAAAAAGCUGAAAUUUUGAAAAAGAAAACUAUAGCUGACCAAUUAGAAGCUAAGAGAUUAAAGGCACAAAUUUUAAGAAACAAAAGAAAAAUGAAAAAAGAUAAAGAAUAA
Molecule: messenger RNA, 540 nt
Organism: Plasmodium vinckei vinckei
Lineage: Eukaryota; Apicomplexa; Aconoidasida; Haemosporida; Plasmodiidae
Product: 60S ribosomal protein L19, putative
Exons: 3
Coding region: 1-540 (179 amino acids)
Biological process (GO): translation
Cellular component (GO): ribosome; cytosolic large ribosomal subunit
Molecular function (GO): structural constituent of ribosome; RNA binding
Source: RefSeq, a predicted model, not a curated record